CGACUUGGUCUGGCGGUAACUGGGGAUCCCCAAAGAAAGGAAACCAGGGCCCUGGCUGCUGGGGUGAAGGCACAGGCCAUGAAAAGGAAUGACAUCAUUGACUUCAAGGCUUUGGAGAAAGAGCUGCAGGCUGCACUCACUGCUGAUGAGAAGUACAAACGGGAAAAUGCUGCCAAGUUACGGGCAGUGGAACAGAGGGUAGCUUCCUAUGAGGAGUUCAGGGGUAUUGUCCUUGCAUCACAUCUGAAGCCUCUGGAGCAGAAGGACAAGAUAGGAGGAAAGAGGACUGUGCCCUGGAACUGUCACACUAUUCAGGGAAGGCCCUCCCAGGAUGAAACCACUGAAAUCUCCCCGGUAGAGCAGCUGGAGGAGCUCUGUACUCUCUUUCCUUCAUUUGCGAUCCAGGAGAAAACGCUCCUCCAGCCCGAGACCUCGGCUGAGUUCUACCGUGAUUGGCGGCGAUACUUGCGGAGUGGGCCAGAGCGCUACGAGGCCUUGCUGCAUCUCGGGGGCCCAAAGCUGGGCCGCCUCUUCCAGAUGGAUGUGGGGUUUGGACUUCUAGGGGAGAUGCUGAUGGCACUGGCUGAUCACGUGAGGCCAGCUGACCGGUGGGUGGUGCUGGGGAUCCUGCGCAGCCUGGCCAGCACUGGCCGCUUCACCCUGAACCUGAGCCUGAUGAGCCAUGCGGAGAAAGAGAGCUGCAGAUCCUUGUUUCAGAAGCUGCAGGCCAUGGGCAUCCCCAGCCUGGAGGGGCGGGGUCUGGGGGAGCAGCCUGGUGGGCUCCAGGAGGAGGAGAGUCUUCUGCAAGAGCUGCUAAGGCUGUAUCACGUGGACUGAUGGGACCAGUUACCUUCAGAGGCCCCCAGUGGCCACUGGAGGCAUUUUUUUGUUGUCUCGAGGGCUCUGCAGGACUGUAGUGAGAAGCCCACACCUAAUUCCCUUCUGGUCUUGGAAUUUUCACAACAAAAGCAGUAACUGAAUUUUCCCUUUUCCUCCAGCCUCUUGGGGGCUCCAUAUUCUGAACUGUGUAGAUCCACAGGAUGGUCAAGGGCCCAAGAAGUUGAAAGACUUUUGCUUCCCACCCUUAGAGUCUGCCAGUCUGCUAGCCCAUGGCCCUGAGAGAUGGGUGUGAACCCAACCAAACACUGGUACCACCAGUUAUAGCCUCCACUCAAAAAAAGUAAAAAGCAAAAUUGUUAAUCUUCCAUGAUAAAUUAGUACUGAUCUCCAUAGCUCUUAACAAGAGUAUUUGUAACUGGAAACCAACAGAAUGGACAUUUAAUCAAUAAAUGAUCAAAUGCUACCUCAUUUGAGGUGCAGUAUUUUUCUCCAGGGGCUGAGUUCCCCUGCAGGUUGGGCCUGGGAAAGCCCCAAGCCAUCAGCUCAGGCCUGGCCAGCCUCCCAGGCAUCUUCAGAUGGCCAGAUGUGCAGGUAGGAAGGUUUCCUUCAACUCCUGGAUUAACCAAAGGGAGGACCUUUCCACCAGGCAGGCAGGGCAGGGCCUGGAACAGAGAGGCAGAGAUUUCCCUGUCCUGGUACCUGGGCCCUUGCUUCUCAUUCUGGCUUCCCCUGACCCAUUCUUGAGUGAGUGCCAGUGUUCUAGAAAGGGGAGAAAGGGCCAGGUUCUAGAAUGGUUUUCUCUCAAGAUC
Molecule: messenger RNA, 1649 nt
Organism: Balaenoptera musculus (blue whale)
Lineage: Eukaryota; Metazoa; Chordata; Mammalia; Artiodactyla; Balaenopteridae
Gene: DNAAF19
Product: coiled-coil domain containing 103
Exons: 4
Coding region: 79-837 (252 amino acids)
Biological process (GO): inner dynein arm assembly; epithelial cilium movement involved in extracellular fluid movement; determination of left/right symmetry
Cellular component (GO): outer dynein arm
Source: RefSeq, a predicted model, not a curated record